CUCCGUCACCCAUCGUAACGUCCGGCUGUGGAGCUGAAGGUUCUAGUCAGCUGGCCGACACCGAUGCGAUCGUAGUCUGGGGGACUUGCAGCGGCCGUGGUGAAAAUGCGCUGGUUUGAGGGCUCUAUCCCUGCGGCCAUCGCCUCCGCCAAACAGCAGAACGCCGUCUUCCUCGUCGUUAUCACAGGGGAGGAUGAGCAGUCCUCACAGAUGACCGCCAGCUGGGAGGACGACAGGGUGGCCGAGGCUACCAGAAGCUCUUUCGUCGCGAUUAAACUAGAUGCCAAGAGCGAGACAUGUGUACAGUUUUCUCAGAUAUAUCCCGUAGUGUGUAUCCCAUCCAGCUUCUUCAUCGGAGAGAAUGGGAUCCCCCUGGAGGUGAUCGCCGGCAGCGUGCCGGUUGAGGAGCUCAUUAAGCGGAUCUCCAAAGUCAGACAGAUGCAUGCCCAGCAGACGGGCACACCAGACAGGGCUGUGGCUGUGGCUGCUGCUGCGGGUAUACCUGCUGCUACUGCUCCCCUCCAGCCCCCUGUGUCCCAGGACCCAGUUGUACAGCAAGUGCCUAUCCUGUCGGAGUCCCAGGCUAGCGCGUCGGCAGAAGACAGCAGUGCGGCUUCACCUGCUUCAAAAGAGCUGCUGUCUCGUCCUGUGGAGGACGGGGGGCCCUCGGGCCACGCCACACCCUCCGAUGACAGGAGUUUGUCAUCAGAUGAUGUUUCUCUCAGCUCCCAGUCUGACGAGAGCCUGAGUGCCAAGGUGGAGAGGCUGACAAAGAAGCUGGAGGAGCGACGGGAACAGAAAAGGAGAGGAGAAGAGGAGAACCAGAUAAGGAAGGAGGUGGAACGGAGGAAGAUUGGCAAGGAAAUGCUGGACUACAAGAAGAAGCAGGAGGGUGAGCGCACCAAGCGCAUGCUGGAGGAGCGCAACCGCGAGAAGGCGGAGGAGCGGGCGGCACGGGAGCGUGUGCGUCAGCAGAUAGCACUGGAUCGGGCAGAGAGAGCGGCUCGUUAUGCCAAGAGUACGGAGGAGGCGGAGGCGGCGAAGGUGUCAGCGCUGCAGGCGGCGAAGGCGGAGCAGGAGGCCCGGAGGGAGGUGCUGCAGAAGGAGAGGAGUGCUGUGGCCCGGAUACAGUUCCGCCUCCCAGACGGCUCUUCUUUCACCAACCAGUUCCCCUUGGAGACGAGGCUGCGGGAGGCCAGGGAGUUUGCUGCCCAGGAAGUAGGGAACCGGUACGGAAACUUCUCCCUGGCCACCAUGUUCCCGAGGCGGGAGUUCACACGGGAGGACUUAGACCGGACCUUGCUGGAGCUGGAGCUGGUUCCCAGUGCCUCAGUGGUGCUUCUCCCAGUGGGCCGACCUGCCAACACAGUGGUGCCCUCCUCGGCCGGGGGCUUUUGGUCGGUGCUGGGCACCAUCUUUUACCCCCUGCUAGCUGUGUGGAGAUUCAUCAGCAGCUUCCUCUUCCCUACCCCUCCGCGCCCCGGCUCCACUUCCAGCGUCCCGCCACCGCGCCCCGGACCUUCCACCGUAUCGUCUGGCGAAGCAAAAAGGGAACCCAUUCGCAAACGAGUUUUGGAAAAGCGAGCAGAUGACUUCAAAAAAGAUGGGAAGAUCUACAGACUGAGGACGCAAGAAGACAGUGAGGACGACAACAACACCUGGAAUGGCAACUCCACCCAGCAGAUGUAGCUGGCUGACCCUCAACACUGUGCAAUAACCAGUCUCUCUCUUGCGCUCUUUCCCUCUCUCUCUCCCAUUGGUGGAAACUGCUUACUGGCCGCACGGUGCUCCAAUACACUCACGCCCCGGGCGUCACCUGCAUGGGCACUUAUUAUUGAGUCGUGCCCAGUAGCUUAAACUCCGCCUCCAUAUCUUGUCAUCGUUUUGUGUUUGUGGACUGAGCUGGUCUGGAGCGCUGACGUAUCCUGGCCUGGAGACCGUGGCUGUGGGUCUAUCAAUUGGAGUGCUUGCCUGACCAUGUGACCUGCUAACAGCAUAUCGUAGCCAUGACAACGGUUUAGUUUAACGAUGACGUAACCCCAAAGCCUCCUGGGUGGGUGUCCCUGUUUUAUAUCCAGCUUUCUGUUGCCCCCCCCCCCCCCCCCCCUUGCAUGUAUAGUCUGCCACAGCAGCAGUCUUUCUUUUAGGUGAAAAUGAGAAUAAAUUUACAGCUCAUUUAAUAUGAAUAAAAAUUUUUCAACAAGCCACUUUGAUUCCAAUUUGCAUGAUGAGAUUUAAUCGUGGCAGAGAGAGCUCGUAUCACAUUUUUGGAGCACAUUGACAAGCAAAUGAACUCCCUUUACCUUGCAAAAGUGCUGCUAGAUUUUAAGGUUGCUCAUCAUAUUAAGAGAACAGAGGGUGCCGUUACAACAGGGUAACGUUGCAAAGUUUUAUCCAAGAAGAAAAGAUAUAAUUAGAGUAAGUGAUUGGAGAGACAUCUACUCUGCAUUACAUUUCAUAAUAAGGUGUAUUUUUAAAAAUGAGAGUGAAAAACAUGUGGGAAGUAUAAAACUCUACGAUCUUUGUCAUGUGUGACAUCGCUAUGAAUUAUGUCCACUAGGUGGCUGUACUUCUUGAAAUGUACUUACCAACAGAAAAUGUUGGUUUCAUGUAAUGGAAAAGGGGCGUUUUUAUCCUCCCCAGACGUAGCAUGAAAUUGCCUCCUCCAUCUUUCGAGGUAAAUUAUGUAGGGCCAUUCAACUGAAAUUGAUUUUUAAAAAUUAAUUUUGAAAUUGAAAAACAUUUGUUUGCAGAA
Brienomyrus brachyistius is the source of this 2755-nucleotide messenger RNA. RefSeq names its product UBX domain-containing protein 4-like. NCBI's taxonomy places the organism in Eukaryota, Metazoa, Chordata, Actinopteri, Osteoglossiformes, Mormyridae. The record is from RefSeq and is a predicted model, not a curated record. The transcript is spliced from 13 exons. The coding region runs from base 106 to 1689 and encodes 527 amino acids. Gene Ontology annotation, molecular function: protein binding.